AUGAGCGAGUCGGGAGAAUUGGCGAGACAGCCGUCGGAGAAGAAGUUCGGUGGGAUGCUGAGCUUCAUGCGUCGCGCGCAGGAGGACAUCGUGGCGGAGGCCGAGGCCGAGGCCGCGGCGAAGGCGGAGGUGCGGGCGCGGGCGGAGGCGGAGGCGAAGGCGACGAAGGCGGACUCCGAGACGACGAAGAAGGAGGCGGUGAAGGCGAUCUUGACGUCGCAAAAGUCGAUCAAGACGAACGCGAAGACGGAGGCGAAGCUGGCGAAGAGCGCGAGUAAAAAGAACGCGGAUCCGGCGGCGGAGGCGAAGCUCGCGGAGUUGGCGGCGGAGAAGGCGGCGGAGGAGGCAAAGUUGGAGGAGGCGAGGGAGGCGUACAGAAAGGCUGAGAACGACGAGCGCGAGGCGGCUGAGAAGGCGGCCGCGGCCGCGGCUGAGGCGAAGGCUGCGGCUGAGGAGGCGGCCGCGACGAAGGCUGCCGAGGAGAAGAAGGCGGCUGAAAAGGCCGCCGAGGAGGAGAGGAAGGCGGCCGAAAAGGCGCUCGAGGAAGAGAAGAAGCGAGCCGAGGAGGCGGCAAAGCAGGCGAUCAAGGAAGCCGAGGAGGCGGCGAAGAACAAGGCCGAAGAGGAACGCAUCGCCGCCGAAGCAAAGGCUAAGGCUGACGCUGAAAAGGCCAAGGCUGAAGCCGAGGCCGCGAGAAAGGAAGCCGCCGAGCGCGAGGCGGCGAAGAAAGCGGCCGAGGAAGCCGAAGCCGAAGCCGCCGAAGCCGCCGAAAAGGCGAAGAAGGAGGCUGAGGAUGCAAAAACGCGCGCCGCUAAAAAGCAAGCCGAAAAAGAGGCUGCCGAGGCUGAAGCUGCGGCGAAGAAGGCGAAGGAAGAGCGCGAACUCGCCGAGAAGCAAGCCGCCGCCGCCGCCGCCGAAGCCGCGCGCAGGGAAGCCGAAGAAAAGGCUGCCAAGGAAAAGAUGGGUGGUCUGUUCGCCAUGCCUGGCAAGUUGAUCGGCCGCGCGUUGUCCAUCAUCCCAUCCGUGCUCGGAGGGAACGAAAAGACCGAGGAGACGACGGCUGCGAGCGACAAGCCCGCGCAAACCGUGCCGGUGGUCGAGCAAAAGUCCAGCGGCUUGUGUGGCUUGGGGAUUUGCUGCUUCUAAUUCGUCACUUUACUACGUGGAUCGAAACCGAUCCGUCACGAGGAUCUGCGCGACUCCGUCGCGACGGAUCGACAACCAAAAUAAUAACUUAUUCGACGACGUCCGCCGUCUCGACACUUUUACUACAUAUACAACGCGCCACCGCGAGCGCAAAUUUUCAAAAUCUAUUGCGCGGCGAACAUCUUUUGUAAUUGAGCCUUCCAAUUGCAUGCGCUAA
Messenger RNA from Ostreococcus lucimarinus CCE9901, 1363 nucleotides. RefSeq lists its product with no specific name. The record is from RefSeq and is a predicted model, not a curated record. Lineage: Eukaryota; Viridiplantae; Chlorophyta; Mamiellophyceae; Mamiellales; Bathycoccaceae. The transcript has a single exon. The coding region runs from base 1 to 1146 and encodes 381 amino acids.